CUCGCAACCAUGGACAAGCUCAAGCAGUUCACGGCCAAGACGAAGGAGAAGAUGGCCGAGAUCCCGGUCCAGAAGACAUGGGACUCGAUCACCGACUUUACAGCGAGGACGAAGGAGAAAAUGGCCGAGAUUGACAUCCCCGUCAAGAAGACGCUCGACUCGAUCGACAUUCCGGUCAAGAAGACCAUGGACGACCUCUCGUCUAAGAUCAAGAACCUCGGCAAGCACCACGACGACGAAGCGCCCAUGACGAUCCAUCCCGCGGCUACGGCCAUGACGCGUGACGGUCGCAUUGAGAUUGAGAUCCAUGACGCCGAUAGCUUCCCGUUGCCGCCGCCUUCUGCUCUCCAUCGGUCGAGCCUCGCACGCUCGGACGCGGUCGUCGGCAACCACAGCCCAACGUCGUCGUCGGCGCCGUCGGGCUUCUCCGAGCCGGCGCCGCCCAUGCACAUCUGCAUCAUGAUCGUCGGCACGCGCGGCGACGUGCAGCCAUUCAUUGGCAUUGGCAAGCGCCUCGUAUCCGAUGGCCACCGCGUCCGGCUCGCGACCCACGCCAUUUACCGCUCGAUGGUGACCGACGGUGGCCUCGAGUUCUACCCGCUCGGCGGCGACCCGAAGGAGCUCGCUGCAUACAUGGUCAAGACGGGCGGGCACUUGAUUCCUGUCCAGUACGACGUGCUUACGAAGGACAUGCCACGCAACAUCCAGAUGGUCGAGGAGAUCCUCUUCUCGACGUGGCCGGCCGUGCACUCGGCGGACCCGGGUGCCACGCGCGUGCUGCCGCCCUUCCGCGCCAACGCCAUCAUCUCCAACCCGGUGACGUACGGCCACAUCCAUGUGGCCGAGAAGCUUGGCGUGCCCUUGCACAUCAUGUUUCCGCAGCCGUGGGUGCCGACGGCGGCGUUCCCGCACCCGCUCUCGAACCUCGCGUACACGGGCAAGAUCGAGAAGAAGAACCAUAUCUCGUACAAGCUCGUGGACCUCCUCAUGUGGCAAGGGACCGAGAACAUGGUCAACCGGUUCCGCGAAGACGUGCUCGGGCUCCGGAAGAUCCGCAUGGGCGACGCCGGCCGGAACGUUCUUUUGGAUUUGCGCAUUCCGCACUCGUUCAUGUGGAGCCCGCACCUCGUGCCGCGCCCGGACGACUGGGACCCGAGCAUCUACGACGUCAUUGGCACGGUCUGCGACACGGACAUUCCCGCGCACACGCCAACGCCCGAGUUUGCCGCCUUCUUGGCGUCUGGGCCGCCGCCGAUCUUUGUCGGGUUUGGCUCGAUGGUCAUUCCGGACGCGGCCAAGACGACGCAGACGAUCAUCGACGCCGCCAAACUCGCUCGCGUCCGUGUCGUGCUCCAGUCCAGCUGGAGCGACAUGACCCAAGGCGGUGAGAUUACGAUUCCGGACAAUGUAUUUCUCCUUGGCAACUGCCCGCACGACUGGCUCUUCCCGCACAUGGCUGCGGUUGUCCACCACGGCGGUGCUGGCACGACGGCCGCGGGUCUCCUCGCGGGCAAGCCGACCUUUAUUGUGCCGUUCUUUGGCGACCAGCCGUUCUGGGGCUGGGCGGUUGUGAAUGCGGGCGUUGGCGCGCCACCGUGCCCGAUCGCCGACCUCACGACGCCGGUGCUCACCCAAGCGUUUGCGCAGCUCUCGUCGCCAGAGCUCGCCGCCAACGCGCGGGCACUCCAAGCUGCCAUGCAGGCCGAGAACGGCGUCGAAGCCGCGGUUCAGAGCUUCUACAACCAUUUACCGCUGCACAAGAUGAAGUGCGCGUUCACACCGACGCACAUGGCGACCAAGUGGCUCGUGAAAGAUCAGGUCCAAGUGUGCGACUGCUGCGCGUACGUGAUCCGGUCCACGUCGGACCAAGCGGUGCUCGACUACCACGUCAUGGCCUACGCGCGCAGCGGUCCGAACUCGGGCUUGGAAGGCGCUGCGAACGGGGCGGGUGCGUUUGUCCACGAGAUUGGGUCGUCGCUCGUCGGCAUAGUCGCCGAGCCGACUAAAGGCUACAAGAAGGAUGGCGCAAAGGGCGCGGCCAUCGGCGCAGCAAAAGGUCUCGCCAACUUUGCCCUCGCGCCGCUGCAUGGCAUUGCGCUCUUCACCGAUCGUGUCGCCGUUGGCCAUUACAACUUGAAGCAUCGCGACGAGGGCAAGCGCAAGGAGCCCCGCUUUGACGGCAAGCAGCUCUUCAGCCGCAACGACGCAACAUUCUCGACUGCGACGAGCGACGAAGCCGACCGCGACCGUGUGCACCGGCACAGCCUCGCGCCGCUCGUUGGCGUCCACGUCACGCCCGCCGAGCAGACGCAGAUCUUAUCGGCGCUCAAGGACGUGAUCGCGCUCAAGGAACAUCGCGAGUUGUCGCCGCCGCCGUCCGAAUCGCUCGAGGCGUCGUCGUCGGUGACAGUGACAGACGAUGACGACGACGGUGACGACGGCAAUGAGUCCUCUUCGUCGUCGUCGUCGGGUGUCCCGAUGGUUGUCCGUGGCAUGCGCUGGUCCGCGACCGGGGAGUUCCACAUGGAGUACGAAGUUCGUGGCGAUCUCUUGCGCCGGGCACCGUCGACGCGCCGCCUUCUCGACGCCGUGUCGUCGUCGUCGUUGCAUGACGCGCCGGCGUCCGUGCCCUUCCACAUGAACGUGUGCGUCCUCGCGAUCGGGGCGCCCUCGGAAGUCGAAGCUGUCAUUGCCGUCGCGUCUGUGCUUGCGUCGGACGGCCAUCACGUUCGAUUGGCCGCCAACCCGCUUCACGAAAAGCUUGUGCGCUCGCAUGGCCUCGACUUUUUCUCGCUGCAGGGCAACCCGACGAGCGUUCACGACUGGAUGGACCGGAUCGGCAAGAUGGCGACGGUCGAUGGCCCUUGGCACGACCCCCUCGCGUUCCUCCAGUCCACGUGGGAGGCGGUCAACGGCGUCGGGUUCCGCGCCGACUUGAUUCUGUCGCAUCCUGGUGUCAUCGUCCAUCGCUACUUGGCCGAGCGUCUCGGUGUGCCGGUCCAGCUGAUUGCGUCGUCGCCGUGGAGUCCGACGAGCGAGUUCCCACACCCGCUCAUGGAGGACUCGUCGACGUGGAGCGAGUGGAGCAACUGGCUCUCGUACGCGGCCGUCGACGAGUACGCGUGGACCAACUGCCGCGAUGUGCUCAACCAGUUUCGCGUCGAGACGCUCGGCCUCCCGCCGUGGCACCACCGACUCCCGCCGUCCUUUUCGGUCUGGAAAAUCCCGAUCACGUAUCUCUGGUCGCCGUCGCUUCUCUCAAAGGCACACGACUGGGGCCGCGAAGUGUCGGUCGUUGGGUUCCCCGAGCUUCCGCCGUCGCACGCCUUUGAGGCGCCCCUGAAGCUCACGGCCUUCCUGCAAGCCUCGCCGGUCAUGCCGACGGUCUAUGUCAACUUGCGCAGCCUCGACCUCGCCGCCGCCAUGAACUUGCUCCACGAUGUGUUUGCGAUUGCACCGGACGCCUUGCGCAUCAUUUUGCACCGCACCGACGACGGCGUGCGCGACAUCCUCGUGGCCGACGGCGACCGCCUCCUUGUCGCGCCGCGCACGAUCCCGGUCGACUACCUCGUGACGCGCUGCGACGGUGUCGUGCACCAAGCGACCGAAGAGGUUGUGCGUGCGCUGCUGAAGGCGCCCAAGCCGUCGAUGGCCUGCCCUGUCACUGGCAUCGAACGGCUCUGGGCGUCGCGCCUGUACCAGUUGGCGCCGGAGGCGACAGUGCCGCAGGUGCCCUUGCACGAGCUGCGUCAGAACCCGUCGGCCGUCGCUGCUGUCUUCUCGUCGCUCGUGACACUCGACGUCAAGCGCCGCAACUCGGUUGUGGCGGCCACGGUCUCGGCCAUCGAAACCGAGAUCCACGAGGCGCCCCGACGGGCCGCGGCCGCCAUUUACCGUCACGUGCCCGUGGCAUCAAUGGUCUGCGAUGUUUUGCCGACCAAAAUCGCGCGCGUGUAUGUGCCACGCUGGGACCUCAAGCUCUCGCACGAAGCCGUGUACACUGGGAAGCACCAGCUCUGGGACGACGCCAGUACCGAGAUCAAGGCGUACAAGCCCGUGUACUACAGCCUCAGCGACGGACCGACGUACGUCUCGAUGGAGAAGCGCGUCGAGCUCGACAAUCAAGCGCACCGAACCGUUCUCGACGCCUUCUCGGCGCUGCUUUCGGCGCCCGAGAAGGUCGUGACGGGCCGCCUCUUUGCGCGCCAGGAGAGUAUGCCGGGUGUGGCCGUCGACGUCUCGCGCUUCUGGGAGACACCCGAAGAGGAAGCGGCGAGUCGCCAAGCCAUCAUGGAAACGUACGAAGCAUUUUUGGAGAAAAAGAUGAGCUCUGGCGUCAAUAAGUCGCUUUUGAGCUUCACCUCGAGUACGAGCGACUAGGUCGAACUGCGUAAAUGACUACUCUUUUACAUGUAACUUGCCCUGUAUAUCAAUGAUGGCAUUCUGCAUCGGUGCCAAACCCGACCGCCGCCCACGCUUGUCUUGCGCUAUGAUGUUCUGCAGUUGACAUUUACGGGUCAAUGACCUAGCCCUCAAUACACCGCCUUGAACAGGCGUGGGACGAGGAAUAAUCAGAUUGUUAAAAUGUACAAUCGUGU
Saprolegnia diclina VS20 is the source of this 4598-nucleotide messenger RNA. RefSeq lists its product as hypothetical. Bases 10 to 4380 code for a protein of 1456 amino acids. Gene Ontology annotation, molecular function: UDP-glycosyltransferase activity; hexosyltransferase activity. The transcript has 3 exons. NCBI's taxonomy places the organism in Eukaryota, Oomycota, Saprolegniomycetes, Saprolegniales, Saprolegniaceae. Gene Ontology annotation, biological process: carbohydrate metabolic process. The record is from RefSeq and is a predicted model, not a curated record.